AUGAUUGAUAUUAAACAAGAUAAUGAUGGUGUUACAAUUUCAUUUGACAAUGAAAAACAACAAAAACAAGUUCGAGUUGAUAUGGUUAUCGGUGCAGACGGAAUAUAUUCAACAGUCGUUAAACAUAUCUUUACUCAAACGGCUCCAGCAAUACAUUCAAAAGAAAAUAUUUUCUAUGGCAUAAUAGAUAAUAUCGAUCAACAAACAUCUAUUAAUUCAAUAAUAACAGCAAAAAAUACAUUAACACAAUGUUUUGGCAGCGGAGGAUUUAUUAGUUAUCGAGCUGGUAAUAAUGGACAAUUAAUGUGA
This is a messenger RNA of Rotaria sp. Silwood1, 309 nucleotides long. Lineage: Eukaryota; Metazoa; Rotifera; Eurotatoria; Philodinida; Philodinidae. The record is from the annotation of a GenBank genome assembly.